AUGGAGCUGUACCCAUGCACUAAAAGCCGAUUUAUUAUGAGUAGUCACUCGGUGAUACCCAGCUCAUUGUUAUUCAGUGCGGGUCUUUUAGGCAAUCUCAUUGCCCUUUUCAUUCUCUGGCAACACAAGCUCCAUGGGAAAAACAAAAAGACUUCAGUUUUCUAUAUUUUGGUAACUGGACUGACGAUCACAAAUCUGAUGGGGAAAUGUCUAGUGAGCCCCAUGGUGCUAGCUGCUUAUUCCAAAAAUCAGACCUUGGUGGAAAUGGCGCAUAAUCAAAAUCUAUGCCACUUCUUUGGCUUUUUAAUGACCUUUUUUGGUUUGGCACCGAUGCUUAUUCUUUUGGCUAUGGCUCUGGACUGUUGGCUUGCUCUAGAGUACCCAUUUUUUUAUAGCUCAUAUAUCACUAAAAGAGUUGGUUUGUCGAUCCCACUUAUAGUGAAUAUGUUCAGCACUGCUUUUUGUUGUAUGCCCUUCCUGGGAUUUGGCCAAUAUGAACAAUAUUGCCCUGGGAGCUGGUGCUUCAUACAAAUGACUUCUGAGGAGUCAAACACCAGUGCCUUUGCUUUUUCUAUGCUGUAUGGUACAGUCACUGGCCUACUUGUUGUUGCCAUUGUCACCUGCAAUGUGGCAAUUAUGAAACACCUUUACCGGAUGUACCAAAGCCAAAACCGAAGGUGCUCCGUUUCUUGCAAAAACAAGCAAGACGAGACGAAGCAAGCCGGCAUGGAGGAGAUGGACCAUCUCAUUUUACUGGCAGUCAUGUCAGUUUUAUUUGCUAUCUGUUCUUUACCUUUAACUGUGAGAGUUUACAUUGGAGCGUUUACAGAUGAAAAAAAUGAAUAUGCUGACCUUAUAGUCCUGAGGUUUUUGUCCAUGAAUUCCAUCGUUGACCCUUGGAUCUUCAUAAUUUGUAGAACGUCCAAAUUUCACACCCACAUACACAGACUAUGCAACAGAAUUCAUUUCAAGAGGAGUGGUCAUCUGCCUCUUUCUCAGCACAUAGCCCAGGACAGCACGGAGCGUGGGGUGUAG
Pelobates fuscus (common spadefoot toad) is the source of this 1035-nucleotide messenger RNA. RefSeq names its product prostaglandin D2 receptor-like. Gene Ontology annotation, cellular component: plasma membrane. Bases 1 to 1035 code for a protein of 344 amino acids. Lineage: Eukaryota; Metazoa; Chordata; Amphibia; Anura; Pelobatidae. The transcript has 2 exons. Gene Ontology annotation, biological process: positive regulation of cytosolic calcium ion concentration; inflammatory response; G protein-coupled receptor signaling pathway. The record is from RefSeq and is a predicted model, not a curated record. Gene Ontology annotation, molecular function: thromboxane receptor activity; prostaglandin D receptor activity.